This is a messenger RNA of Zea mays, 2775 nucleotides long. RefSeq names its product DDT domain-containing protein DDR4. Bases 238 to 2283 code for a protein of 681 amino acids. The transcript has 13 exons. The record is from RefSeq and is a predicted model, not a curated record. NCBI's taxonomy places the organism in Eukaryota, Viridiplantae, Streptophyta, Magnoliopsida, Poales, Poaceae. Gene Ontology annotation, biological process: regulation of DNA-templated transcription. Gene Ontology annotation, cellular component: RSF complex.
CCCAAAGCCCCUGCUGAUCUCGCACACGAAAUCCCGCUUUCGCCCCCGUCCUCUUCCCCGCUCCACCUCCCUUUCCCCCUCCCUCCUUACUCCAGUCCUCCCAUGGCUUCCAGUGCCACGGGACCUGCCCGCUCCCCGUGAGUCCGAGACCUCCUCCCCGACCGAGCCCUGCCCUGAUCCCGACCCGGGACCCACCCUUGAUCCGGACCGUCCUAAAUCCCAACGGGGUCUCUGGCGAUGGCGGCGGCCUCCCCGCCGCAGGAUCAGCAGCAGCCGGCGGCGGAGGGGGCCGUUGCGCGGGAGGACCCCGCGGCGCUGACCCCGAGGAGGGCUCGGUUCCCGCGCGCGUGCCACUACCGUCCGAACGCGCCGCCGCUCACGCCCACACCCGCGCCCUCGCCUCCGCCGCCGCGGCCGAGGCGGAACGGGAAUGCGGGGUACGAGACGCCGGAGUACCGCGUGGUAACGCCGCUGGUGGAGGAACCGGCGUCGCCCGCUGAGCUGCCGCGGUGGAGAUUGCGCGGCAUGUGGGAGCUCGCCUCCGUCCUCAACUUCCUCCACGUGUUCCGGCCAUUGCUGAACAUUCCGGUGGAGUUCACUGCAGAGGAGCUGGAGGACGCGAUCAUAACACCCAAUGGAACGUUGGAUGACGUUCAUAUGCCUUUAUUAAAGUCAAUUCCUCCAGUAACUCGAAUGGCCAUGGGACGUGGAACAUGGAUAGCGGUGUUAUGUAAAAAAUUGAAGCACUGGUGGCAUUGGGUUGCAGAAGGCGAUAUACCGAUUGUAGCCUCACAUGGAGCGGAAACUGAGCUUUACAAGGCACUUGAGCCAGGAAUUCGAUUAGUGAUCCUGAAAGCCAUAUGUGAUAUACGCAGUGAGACUCCCAAUGAGAUGCCAUAUGACACCCCUUGUGAGAUGCAAGAGGACGUUCGGAACUUCAUUGAUAGUUCUUUGAAGCAUGGUUAUCAUCUUUCCAUCUUCCGUAAAGAAAGGAUUGGAGGAGAUUCACAUGGAAUCUCAUACUGGUAUGAAGAUGACCCAAUCCUUGGGCAUCGGUUGUAUCGUGAAAUUAGACGAGUGGAGCAUGCGAAGGACUCAACAAAAAAAUCUAAAGGAAAGGGAGUUUCUACUGUUCCGGUUAUCUCCUAUAACUGGGAGGCUGUAGCAUCCAACUUUGAUGAGUUUAAAGUAGCUGCACAGGAGAAACUCUUUUCAAGCAGGAACAGGACAGAAGUCUCUCUUGGCAAGAAGCUGAAGUUCACUUAUCUUCCAGAGAUUGAAAAGAUUCACAAGAAGAAGGAGAAGUUGCUAAAAAAGCAACAAAGAGAAGCCAUCCUCCUUGACAGCUGCUUGACAGUGAAUGGAUUGACAUCUGGCCGCUCUCGACGUGAAAGAAAACAUGUGACUUAUACUUUUGAUGAUUAUGAGCGUUCAAUAAAUGAAGCCAUAAAAACAAUAAGGAAAAAUGAGAAUGCUGUUGAGGUUGGCCCCUCCCCAUUAUGCAAAGGAUUUUAUGGAGAAACUCCAGAGAAGUUGUAUUACAAAGCAAAAACAGAUGAAGGAAAGGCUGAAACUCUCCAUCGCAGCUACAGGCAGAGAAAAAGAUCCCAAAGGUACACAAAGGACUAUGUUGAGGCCAUAUCAGAUAUUGACCUAGAUUUUGACAGCGAUGAUGAUAUCAUGGGUGAAGCAGUCUAUGAUGAGGAAUAUCUUAGAAGAAGGAAACGAUACAAGGCAAGCCUUUCUGAAAAUGAUGAUGAGUUUCAGUUGGAUCAAGUCGCCAAUGAUGGUGAUGAUGAAGUGGGUACUUCUUUGAAUGUUAAUGAAGACACAAAAGAUCUCCAAUGGUACAAAAGAUUUCCACUUCUCACCCCUCAAGGGACCAAGUUGAAAUCUAUUGAUGAAAUCCAAACUGGCAUCCGACGCAGUAAGCGCUCCACCCGUUCCCGUAUUAACUAUCGACAGCUUGAUACUUUUGGCGCAAAUACAAAAUAUGGAAAGUCAGAGAAAUGCAAUGCAUCAGAUCCGGAUGCUAGUUCUGAUGCACUAAAUGAUACGGAGCUCUCAACAAGUCAAGAUCGAGAGGAAGAAGACGGAGUAAACAAAGCACAACAGCAGUACACAGAGAAACCAAUCGUUCCUGUCAAGGAGAGUAGAAGUGUCCGGAGAAAAUUCCUCGUCCUAAAUGAGCUUGUGCCUAUAGCUGGUUUUGAUGAUGCUUCAGUCUUAGUGAAAGAUAAGCACGUGAAUAACAACGGAGGAAAAUGUUCUGCAGCACAUUAGGGCGUUGGGGAAGCUCUUUUUUUUUGGUCACAUGGGUAGCAAAUACUGGGUAGAACUGCUCGCUUAAGCAUGGACCAACGAGAAUCCAAUGAGAUGGUGAUGCAACAUUGGUCUUGUUUGGGCAGACUGCUGCUUACUACUUCCAGUGUCAUGCCAGCGAGGAGAUGAGAUGGUCCAUGGGUGCUGUGUGGCUGAAUUCCCAGCCCAUAAAGCCAAGUCCCUCUCUGAUACUUGGAGGUCUUGCUGAGAUGUGCACUAGGCACACCGCGUCGAUUGGCGCUGUACAAUUGUCACAGCUGUACGUGUAUCUCCUCCAUGUAUAUACAGUGAUUGGGAGCAAUAGCGUCUUCUGGUUUCAGGAUGCCUAUGGGUAGUUGUCUCUUCUUCCUUUUCCCCUCUUCUGAGCAUCUGAAGUUCGGCAAUAAACUCGAUUCAACUGUGGCAUUUACUUAUUUCUGUAUGCGGUAAUUAAUAUCGCUCGAUCUUACACUA